AUGUGUUGUCCCGAACAAUCAUCCAAGUCGAAUGUUGAGGCGGAGUCGAAUCAGGUUGCAGCAGCGAACGUGAUCACGAUUCUCGUUAGGGCUGGUGUGGACUUCCACGGCGCCGAUCUUCGAGGUAUCAAAGUCCCAGGCGCCGACCUCUCCGACGGGCAGUUCGACUAUGCUCAGUUCCAGGGCGCCAACUUGACGGGCGUCAACUUCGCGCGGAGCUGGGUGAGACAAGUAGAUAUGAGCGGUGCACAGAUGCAUGGUGUGAAGUUUGGGGAGUUACCUUACCUCAUAGCAGAGCAUUUUCCGUCUGCCUGUGAGUAUUCACCUGACGGAAAGUUGCUUGCUGUCUCUGUGUGGGGCGGUGUCAUUGACGUUUACGAAACAACAACUUGGUCAAAGGUCCGCGAGCUCAGAGGACAUGUAAAAGGGAGCAACGACGUUACAUUUUCGGCGGAUAGUCAGCGCAUAGUUUCUGCGGGCAAGGACAUGACGGCCCGGGUGUGGGAGAGCAACGGUAGUUUGGAGGCGGUGUUGGUCUUGGAAGGGCACACCGACAGUUUGUUCGACACGUCGUUUUCUCCAUGUGGCAAGAAGGUUGUUUCAUGCAGCGCCGACAAGACGAUUCGGUUGUGGGAUGCGCAGACAGGAGAGUGUCUUUUGGUUUUGGAGGGACAUACCAGUAUCGUCAGGAGCGUUCGAUUCUCGGCCGAUGGGCGGACUCUCGUCUCUGGGGGUGAUGAUGAGACGAUUCGGUUCUGGAACGCCGAGACUGGGGAGCCGGCCGCCGUUUGGACAUCUCCCGUUGGGGCUGUGAUUUGUCUAGGGUACUCGCCCAAUGGACGAUGGGUUGCUACGGGUCACGACUAUGGCAACGCGUUGCUCUGGGAUAUCGCUAGCGGAGUGCCGAACACCAACCUGUAUGGCCACACCCACCAUCUCACAAGCAUUGUCUUCUCGUCCAGUAGCCAGUGGCUCGCUUCCUCGGCCAAUGGUGGAUUCGUCAAGCUGUGGGAUGUGUCGUCAGGAACGCUCGUCGCUACAUUGAAUGGCCACAAAGGCGCUAUCUUUAAGGUUGAAUCUGCUCCGAACGAGCGCCAAAUCGCGUCGGUGGGUACGGACAAGAAGGUUCGCUUGAGGGAUGUCAGUUCGAACGAGUCCAUGUCGUCGGGUCUUUAG
This is a messenger RNA of Linnemannia hyalina, 1176 nucleotides long. The record is from the annotation of a GenBank genome assembly. Lineage: Eukaryota; Fungi; Mortierellomycota; Mortierellomycetes; Mortierellales; Mortierellaceae.